CCGGGGCCGGGCUCCCACCGCUGUCCCGGCCUCGGCCAGAGUCGUGUGGCUCCCGCCCCGGGGGAGGGACUUCAAGGGAGACAGGCCUGUUCUCCAAGCACUCCAGCCGCUCGCGAUCUUUUCACAGUUCACGAGGAUUUCAGCUGUACUUUGGCGCUGCCUUCCCCUUUCCCAGGACUGUCAAUGGCAGGCUACCAGCUCUGGUCACCAUGGACCCCACUGGAUGAGAGCUUCCAAUGGCUGCGGCACACAACACCUACCCCUUCCUCCAAACACCCUUUUAGGGCCUCUCCUUGUUUCCCCCACACUCCUUCUGACCUUGAAGUGCAGUUGUGCUUUCAAGAAGUCACCCUUGUCCUAGACAGCCCACUUGUGGAAUCUGGAGAGAGCCCCAAGUUGCCUUGCCACACAUCAGAGCUCCGAGCCACGAAUAACAAGAAAGGAGUGGUGAGGAAGCCCCAGCCUGUCCGCCUCAGUGGAGUGGAUUCUGUCUUUGGUAGGGUCAUCACAGCUCAGCCACCCAAGUGGACUGGAACCUUCAGAGUUUCAGACAAGUCAGCCUUCUGCAAAAUUAUCAGCAGGGAGCACCAGUGGCCCACUGGACUCAAGGAGCCUCAGAUUCAGAUGACAGUGACUAUGUGCAAACAGAUGCUACGCUCCAUCCUCCUGCUGUAUGCGACCUACAAGAAGUGCACCUUUGCCUUGCAGCACUCCAAGUAAGGGUCCCUGUCUGAGCCCUGAGCUCCACACCAUGCUCAAUGGUAUGUACCCAAAGCUUACAUAGACCUGUCUACAUAAAUGAAACUGUGACAUCAUGCCAAAUAUUUUUCCUUUCGGUCAUGCUGUGACAAUUCUGGAGUUUCCCCUUCUCCCCUCUUUUCAGAAAUAGGACCAAUGACACUGAGCAAGGAAGAACAUUUCCACUCUAAAGCUGAAUGACCAUUCAAAAGUUAACCUAAUACUGACGUGCACAUGUGAUAAUGAUGAACUUGUCAUAUAAGUAAGUCAGCCUAAUGUGAACACGCUCAAAUGCCAUAGACAAUGAUGAGCUGGCAAAGAAAAGGGAUGCCAAGAAAAGACAAGUAUGGAUUUCUGGGGACCAGAGGAUGAAGGGGUCAAAAAUGUAUAUGGGUUAAGGGCUAAUUUAAAAAUUGCAUUCCCUCCUCAAACAAAUGUGAAUCACUAGAAAAAAAAUAUAACUUUAAUACCUGUAUAGGCAAAAAUAUUAGCAAAUAUUAAAUAGUCUUAGUGACAUGGCAAGGAAGAGCCUGACAGCAGUUUUGAGACUGGGCUUUCUGGCAGAAGACAGGAUCCCUGACUUUAGCUCCUGAUGCUCUAUUUCUAAUAAACUAUAAUUAUUUUGUAUGAUUCUUAAAAAUAGAUCCUAGGCAUAAUUCAGAAUAAUGUGGAAAUAAAUACUGUAUAUACAUACAAAGCCAGCAGAUGUCUGAUGAUGUCUUUUCUUCCUUUGUUUUAUACUAAUACAUUUUAGAAGGGAGCUGGUGAGAUGGCUAAGCAGGUAAAGGUGUGGAGUUUGAUCCUGGAAACCUGUAUGGUGGAAGGAGAGAACCUACUCUGACCUCCACACGUGCACCGCAGCA
Meriones unguiculatus (Mongolian gerbil) is the source of this 1601-nucleotide messenger RNA. It is a transcript of the gene Fancd2os, whose product is annotated as FANCD2 opposite strand. Bases 184 to 720 code for a protein of 178 amino acids. The record is from RefSeq and is a predicted model, not a curated record. The transcript is spliced from 2 exons. Lineage: Eukaryota; Metazoa; Chordata; Mammalia; Rodentia; Muridae.